This is a messenger RNA of Heterobasidion irregulare TC 32-1, 3200 nucleotides long. RefSeq names its product ferric reductase. Bases 1 to 2871 code for a protein of 956 amino acids. The record is from RefSeq and is a predicted model, not a curated record. Gene Ontology annotation, biological process: intracellular iron ion homeostasis; iron ion transport; copper ion import. Lineage: Eukaryota; Fungi; Basidiomycota; Agaricomycetes; Russulales; Bondarzewiaceae. The transcript is spliced from 5 exons. Gene Ontology annotation, cellular component: plasma membrane. Gene Ontology annotation, molecular function: ferric-chelate reductase activity.
AUGAGCUCAGGAUCUUCUACGCCGUCUUCAACGGCGUCUUUGACUCCAAAUCCUACUACUCCAGCGAUUGUUGAUGAUCUAGAGUGGAUCACCGCAUACCUGACCAUACAUAGGCUCAGCGAGACCAGUUGGCGCUAUGCGUAUCUGCUAUGGAUAGUCAUCGCAUCCGUUUCCUUUAUCUUCGCCUUUUUCCACUCUAUGGGACUGAGGGGGGGAGCCGUAGGUGCAUAUUGGAGCAAAUGGUCCCUACGCAGAAGAACUUGGCGGAAAAAACACAGCUUGGCCAUGGCGAAGAGAAGAGGGCAACCGCACAAACAACCCAUCCCUUUACCUUCGAAUGCUCAGAUCCUGUCUCUAACUCUUCUAAGCAUUGCAGCAUUUGCCGUCAUGGUUGUUGGGCCGGACUACCUUGCACCGUCAAAUAAACUUUGGGAGUUUCGUCGGGACUCGGUUCUCAUGCUUCGGACUGUAAAUUACGACGCGUCUAUGUUUUUCAAAUUUCAGCCCCAGUACACUAUCUCCAAGGCCUGGUGGACUGCAGGUGGAAGAGCUGGCCUCAUCGCAUUUGCUCUUUUCCCACUAUGUAUUCUCUUUGCGCUCAAGGCCCCCCCUUUCGCGAUCUUCGCAAUUCCCUUCUUUAUCAACUUGCACUUCGACAAACUCAUGUGGCUGCAUCGCUGGCUCGGUCGACUUAUCUGGUUCAUUUCUGCGGUACACGUUGCCCUUUGGAGCGUACAAUUGAUCGAAGAUAGACGGGUCGGCACUGGCCAAAUAGCAUACGUCUACGCUUGGCAAUAUCCCAAGUUUCUGUAUGCAUGGACGGCCUUCGGUCUCUUCACACUGCUGAUUAUACUAUCCCUUCAACCCAUUAGGGACAGGCAUUACGAGGCGUUCUAUUUUCUACACAUUCUUCUGGUCCCUCUCACGAUCAUCAUGUCUGCUUUGCAUCACCCGCCUGUUUGGUGGUGGUGCUGGGCUGCUUUAGCCUUGUGGAUUGGCGAGAGAACCUGGCGAGGGACGAGAUGGCUGUAUAUGAACGGGUUUGUUGGCAGUCAUGUCUCCUCUUCUCACCAUCUUGAGAGGCACAUAUCGGCGAAGGAGCUAGAGCUGCGACGUCUCGAACCUCAUGACGGAGCCGUUCUGAACGGUGAUAAACAAUCACGGAACCCACGCUAUGUUCCACCAUCUGGAUACGCACAUGUGGAGCUUCUCGCGGGUCGCACCAUUCGACUACGGCUUAUAACUCCAGGCUAUCUUACAUGGGCUCCCGGGCAGAAUUUCCUGCUCUGCGUCCCCUCUGUCUCGAAGUUUCUCUCGCACCCCUUUACCUCCGCAUCCGUUUGCGAUGAGCAAAUAGCGGGUGACGAUGGACGGAUGCUUGUUUUUUUGAUUCGUGCCAAGAACGGAUGGACGAAGGACCUCUGGGACGCCAUUGUAGCGUUGACGUCCGGCAGCCGCAAGCAUCCGCAGAGCGAGAGUCCACCUAUCGACGAUCUUCCUGCUAUGGGGAUACUCAUGCGAUGCUGGGUCGAUGGUCCUUUUGGAUCUACAAGUCGGGCUGAUUGGGGCAUGUACUCCAGUGUAUUGAUCGUUGCCGGUGGAUCAGGUGUUAGUUUUGGACUGUCUGUGCUGAAGUACCUGAGCCUUUGUAUGUCAGGGAGGGAGGGGAGGUUCCUGGGAGGUUCCGGUUCAAGGAGCGGGACCCGCUUUCAAACACAAAAGGUUAGAUUUGUCUGGGUCGUCCGCGAAUUCUCGCACAUUCAAUGGUGUGCUACUACGCUACGUCAAUGCAGGGCUCUUGUCCCAACUCAAUUUCUUCAAAUCGAGAUUUUCGUGACUAAUUUCAAGCCAUCGGCGAGGCAUCUCCCUUCGUCACCACGGUUUCCUCCCACUCCUUUAUCCGCUUCGACUAAGACCGCCUUGCUAUCUCCGACGCCACGGUUUGUUCAAAAAGGGAAGCAUGUCAAGCGAAGCGAAAGCACAAUCGGAUCCGAUGAUCCACAUCGAAGCGAUACAGAGCCUGCGGAUGCCUACGUCGACCUCAGCUAUUACACCGGAGAAUUUAAUGAAAACAGUGAGCCCAAUAUCGGGGAGCUAGGCCACGAGGAACAUGUGUUGGAUCUCACAAAUUUCGAUGGUGAUAAUGAUGAUCAGAUCCCGGGUGAAUCGUCGAUGAAUCACACGGUCAAAAAGGAAGGGAGAAUUCGGCGCGCAUUGUCUAGGAGGUUGUCGAACUCUCAAGGCCCUUUUGGUGACCUGAGCCUUCAGAGCGCCGCCACUCUGCCGUCGUCUCUUCCACAUGACCCGUCAAAUCGUCUAUCAGUUGUCCCCGAAGGCCACUCGCGCAACGGCUCUCGUGAUAGCCAGCGAGUGCUCUCUGAGGUCGACCUUGAUAACCUUGUUGAUGACGAGCACAGAGCUCCUUUGAAUAUUGCCAUCCCAUCGCCUCGACAUUCACAAGCCUCAUUUCACUCAUACGGACGCCAGGAUGCUGUUUUUUCCGCCAUUCCUCGUACUCCCGACUGGGAUACACGGUCUGCUGUAUCCGACGUAAAUUCUCUCCAUGCGUUGAUGCCUCGGGUGGGCACAGGGGCCUUCGGAGAGCAAGUGCAACUCCAAUGGGACGAGGGCGAGAUGCAGGAUAUCAAUGUAAUGGCCGAAUUCGCAAUACCCGGGCGGCCAAAACUAGAUGUCAUUCUGCGGGACGAAGUAGGGAGCGCUGCUGGUGCCGUGGCUGUUGCUUGUUGUGGGCCAACAACGCUGAACGCUGUUAUACGAAAGAUUGUUGCAUCACAGAUCGAUCCGGCUCGCAUACGACGAGGCGACAUGAGUGGAUCUAUAGCGUUAGUAGCGGAAGAAUUUUCUUAUUGAUGACUCGACGAGAUGGAUGUCUCCUGCUGCACCUGACGACUUGAACUAGGCUAACGGACCUUAGGCCUUAGCAGUGGCACUUCGUACACUCAUCCAGAUUUUACAUACAUGGGGUCGUACUUCGGACUGCCGCUUCGGUACAUAAAUCUGGACGAUUUUUACCUUCUCUUACUGUAUUGCCUAGAUAUUUUGCAUAAUUUGGACAUCGAUUGCGUGUCCGAAUAUCGUUUGCAUGGCCAGCUGACGCCACCUUGGUCGGCCACCAAUCCUGUUUAUCUGAUAAUCGCUUUAGUGUCCGGUGCUUAGCACGGUGGCGCUUUGAUGCCGAC